GUGUCAAUAAAAGGACAGUUUGAAAUGGGGAGGAGGUGUUGACUCCCUCGAAGGCAGACGGGCCCCGCAGAGAGACCUGGACAAAUCGGAGAGCUGGGCAGUCACCAACUGUGUGAAGUUUAAUAAGGGCAAGUGCCGGAUUCUGCUCCUGGGAGAGGGCAACCCUGGACGUACGUACAGACUGGGGAGUGAGGGGCUGGAGACCUCAUUUCCAUCGGCCUGGAGUUCCUGGUGGAUGGAAAUUUAAAUGACUGAGACCACAUGCAAGCUGUGGCUGGCCGGGGGACUCCUCACCCAGGAAAUGGAAAAGCUGAUUGUUUGUGUACACAAAAGGCCAGAUGCUCUCUUUAGACUGAUUUGCUUUCCGUGGGCUGGAGGUGGAACUUCGCAACUUGCUCAGUGGGGCAAACUCUUCAACGACUCAAUUGAAGUGUGCUGUAUAAGGUUUCCUGGAAGAGAAACUCGUCUUGAGGAGCCUUUUGCAAAAGACAUGACAAGCAUAGUUAAUGAAGUUACAAAUGUUUUGUUAAAAGAAUUGAAAGAAAAACCAUUUGCAUUUUUUGGUCACAGUUUUGGAUCUUACGUGAGUUUUGCAGUUGCACUUCAUUUGAAAGAAAAGUACGGACUGGAGCCGGUCCAUCUUUUCAUAUCAGAGGGACAUGCCCCACACUCUGAAGGAUUCCGUGCUCUGAGAAGCUUACCCGUAUCUGAUAUAAAAGAUGAAGAAGUUAUUGCACAGCUACAGAUUCUAGGAGGAAUUCCUUCUGAGCUUCAGCCUAAUGAAGACAUUCUGAAACAAAUGGUGCUUACUCUCAGAGAAGACUUUGCAGUUCUUCAGACAUUUUUAUUUGAGAAGGCAGAAAUGGAUAUCCCCUUCUCUUGUGAUAUUACCUGCUUUCAUGGGUCUGAUGGUGAGGUACAUGAUGUACAAGCUUGGCAAGAACUAACGAGUGGAGAUACUUCCUUUUAUGAGCUUCCUGGAGGUCACUUUUAUCUUCUGGAACCGUCUAAUCAAACAUUCUUGACGAAACACAUAACAAGAUGCAUAGAAAAUGCUGGUCUAUGAGUAUUUCCCUCAAUAACAGAAUGUUAGUCCACUGCAAUUUGUAGUAAGUCAUUCUUUCUGAACAUUGCUUACAGUUAUGCCUAGAAGUUGUUCUGUUCCUCCUCUGUAAUCCUUUAAAAUGGGGAGUUUUCCUGAUUUUUUUGAAAACAAACAAUGGUUUUGGGUCUUAAAAAAGGUUUCAUCUUCUCCUCCUUCUCUUGCAUGUGUACAAACUCUUCACUUUAUUCCAUAACCUUGUUUGCAAAAAAAUUAUGUCUAUG
Corvus hawaiiensis (hawaiian crow) is the source of this 1326-nucleotide messenger RNA. It is a transcript of the gene OLAH, whose product is annotated as oleoyl-ACP hydrolase. The transcript has 8 exons. The coding region runs from base 248 to 1066 and encodes 272 amino acids. Gene Ontology annotation, biological process: lipid biosynthetic process. The record is from RefSeq and is a predicted model, not a curated record. Lineage: Eukaryota; Metazoa; Chordata; Aves; Passeriformes; Corvidae.